This is a messenger RNA of Platichthys flesus (European flounder), 2884 nucleotides long. It is a transcript of the gene marchf5, whose product is annotated as membrane-associated ring finger (C3HC4) 5. The transcript has 6 exons. Lineage: Eukaryota; Metazoa; Chordata; Actinopteri; Pleuronectiformes; Pleuronectidae. The record is from RefSeq and is a predicted model, not a curated record. Bases 393 to 1238 code for a protein of 281 amino acids. Gene Ontology annotation, molecular function: zinc ion binding.
GACGCACAGUUACCUCAGACACGACCAGGCGAACGGUCAACGCCAAUGCGAUGGUAGCAGGGACACACUAGGCCGUAGCGGACGGGAAGAGGGGUUUUUAUGUGGAGGAGUGCAUCGGCAGCACACACAGGCUUUAUCUUUAGCCCGCCAUGACCGCGAAGCUGUGGUUUUAGGCUAAACAAGCUUCUCUUUUGCAGCUGACGCGCCGUGUCAACACAAAGGCCUAUGUCGCUGACUAGCUCCUCGGCUAGCUAGCUAGCAAGGGGAAGAACGCCAACCUCUGCUGCAGCAAAAGGAACUGGCGUGACAUUUUUUGAUGUUUUACUUGUAGCGUAGUGAAUCUCCUCCACCGAGACGACGACAUUUGAGGGUUUCCUCGCUUUUCCACUACAAUGACGGAACAGGGCGCAGUGGCAAUGCAGCAGAAUUUGGACAGGAGCUGCUGGGUGUGCUUCGCCACAGAUGAAGACGACCGCACAGCAGAAUGGGUGCGUCCCUGUCACUGCCGCGGCUCCACCAAGUGGGUUCACCAGGCCUGCCUGCAGCGCUGGGUGGACGAAAAGCAGCGUGGCAACAGCACUGCACGAGUGACCUGCCCACAGUGCAACGCAGAGUACCUCAUCGUCUUUCCCAAACUUGGUCCAGUGGUCUACGUGCUGGACCUGGCCGACCGGCUCAUCUCUAAGGCCGGACCCUUUGCAGCAGCCGGCAUCAUGGUGGGCUCCAUCUACUGGACUGCCGUCACAUAUGGAGCUGUCACCGUCAUGCAGGUGGUCGGACAUAAGGAGGGCCUGGAUGUUAUGGAGCGGGCCGACCCUUUGUUCCUGUUAAUCGGCCUGCCCACCAUCCCCGUCAUGCUGAUCCUGGGCAAGAUGAUCCGCUGGGAGGACUACGUGCUGCGUCUGUGGAGGAAGUACUCCACCAAACUACAGAUCCUCAACAGCAUCUUCCCAGGGAUUGGCUGUCCAGUUCCCCGGAUCCCGGCAGAGGCCAGUCCCCUGGCCGACCACGUGUCGGCCACACGGAUCCUGUGCGGCGCCCUGGUCUUCCCCACCAUCGCCACCAUCGUGGGGAAGCUGAUGUUCAGCAGUGUGAACUCCAACCUACAGAGGACCAUCCUGGGAGGAAUCGCCUUCGUGGCCAUCAAGGGAGCGUUUAAGGUGUACUUCAAACAGCAGCAGUACCAGAGGCAAGCUCACCGCAAGAUCCUCAACUUCCCCGAGCAGGAGGAGGCCUGAGGAGGAGGAGGAGGGAGGACAACCGGAUGAACCACACACACACACACACACACACACACACACACACACACUCAACCACCUACAGUACAGUACACACACUUCUGCCUUUAGGGGUCAGGGGACGGAGGAGGAAAUGAACACGUCAGACUCAGGAUCAGUGUCACCCGCACUUACCUGCUCCUCACCCCUCUCCCCCUUCCUGGAGCCGCCAACAUUCAUCACAAGGAUCCCAAGUACCGCCGCUUCACUUUUAACCUCCGACGUGUUCAGUGGGUGAAGACGGAUCAGACUGACGCACACAGAGCGGAGCAUGUUAGCAGUUUCACACACACACACACACACACACACACACACACACAGGCCACACAUCUAUUCUCUAAGAACCGGUGCCGAUUGGAUGUGUCACAUAAACUAACACCUAUUAUAAACAUAAGUGUAUUUUAAAGGACAUCAAAUAUGUGGGGCAUGUGUAAUUACAAAGUUUUAUAACAUUAAUAAAUGAAUGUUUUAUAAUGUUAAUUUUGCAGAUUUUGAAAAGUCCCCUUUGCCAAUGCUGGAGGAUUUAUAACGACAGAGGAAUAUGUUGAGUGUUUGGAAUGUAUUAAAGAGGAAACAACUGUGCAGACAGGAUGCAGUGCGUCAACGCAGCCAGGAGGGGGCGUGUCGAGGUUUCAUCUGACGGUACGAAAACCCACUGACCACCGAGCAGAAGCUAAAGCACAGCCUUUUAUUUAUUUGCUUCCUCCUCGUACCCCGGAAGUGUUCACGCCUGUUGCUUUAUCUCCACUCCCCCCCCAAAGAAGCUCUUCUGUGGUUGUUUAAAUCUCGGCCAUCACCACAGUGGUCCAGGUGCCCAGCCUGUUGCCAUGACAACCCCCCCCACCCCCCUACGGCUGCGUUCGCAGCACGUUGGCGAUGUGACACUUCGCUGAAAGAACUCGGGAACUUGAACAGUUUUCUUUCCCUCUCUUUAGUUUUAUUUAACAAAAUCCUUUUCUUUUCUUCAUGGUUCCUGUUCCUCUGUCAUGUGACCCUCGGGCUGCGGCUCAGCUUGGACACGAGUGGCAGAUUUGAAAUGAGUCAUGGAAGCAGCCGAGGCUUUGGACAGUCACACCAAUGACGAGCCAUAUUUCCUCUAGUGGCGCGAAGCCAUGCAGAUAUUUUAGUUUUUUUAAUUUCCGCUUCAACCAUGGAGAUGAAAAAUCACCUAUAAAAAUGCCAUCUCUGGUAUGACUGUAGACGGAGACACCAUUCAAACCAUCACACCAGCAGCAUAGAUGUACUGGUGAACACAAGUAGUUUGAUCUCAAGUGUGCUGAGUGUUUAACAUGAGACAAGAUGUUUGUGUAGAUCAUUGGGAGUGUAAUGUGAUCACUUGGAUUUAUUGUGCUGCUUUAUGCCACUGAGGACACGUGACAGCCUGUGGUCUGGGACUUCCUGGCGUCCUACGCGGAAUAAUUAACGUGCACAUGUAAACUGUGCCUGUUUAACAGAUGUUCUCUUCCCCCCCCUCCCCCCCCCCAAACCCAACCCUGUGCAUUCACCGUUCAGUCUCCACUCUGCCAAAAUAAGUGUGAACUGUGUUUGUUUCUUCUGACUCUAGAGUUUAAUGGUUUCAGUUCUGUGAAUAAAUGUAUUUUUCCAAA